Messenger RNA from Calliphora vicina (urban bluebottle blowfly), 247 nucleotides. RefSeq lists its product as uncharacterized. Gene Ontology annotation, biological process: mitochondrial respiratory chain complex I assembly. Gene Ontology annotation, cellular component: mitochondrion. The transcript has a single exon. The record is from RefSeq and is a predicted model, not a curated record. NCBI's taxonomy places the organism in Eukaryota, Metazoa, Arthropoda, Insecta, Diptera, Calliphoridae. The coding region runs from base 1 to 198 and encodes 65 amino acids.
AUGGAAUCAGUACGUAAGGCCAAACAACGUUUACGAAACUAUCCAAUUCUAUUAGGAAAAUGUGCCGAAACGGCUACAGUUUAUGCGGCCUGUGUAAGUCGGGACUUGAAUGUACAACACAAAAUCUGUGACAAGGAGUUUCAACUGUUUAAAGACUGUCUACAGAAGGCAGCCCAUGAAAUGAAAACAAAAUUAUAAAGAAAAUCAAGCAAUAUAGAAUUGCAAUAAAACAAAGAAAACACACAUA